Molecule: messenger RNA, 5543 nt
Organism: Zootermopsis nevadensis
Lineage: Eukaryota; Metazoa; Arthropoda; Insecta; Blattodea; Termopsidae
Source: RefSeq, a predicted model, not a curated record
GUUUGGAGGCAGGAACUUCACAAAACUGUUUGAGAACGUUUAGCGAACAGGCCCGAGUGAGAAUUUGUGCCACGUUAAUAAAGACUACAAGCUUUGGAAAGAAGUAAAUUGGUGUUAAUGGCGCUGAAUAAGGACCUUGUACCGCAGUGUUUGAUAGUCUGAGCGAGGGAAACUGAUCCUUAACGUACAGCAGCGUUUGUGCGUGAGUGUGUGGAUGUCCUCGUACGAAAACAGAAAAGGGGCAGAGUUGAGGUGCUUCGGAGUGGAAUUCUAAACUCGAGAUCUGUUAUUAAUGUGACAUUCAGUGACAUACGUGGUUCUUUAAAUUUUUUAAUAAUGUUUCUUAUUUCGAUUACGAAUAAAAUGUAUGUGACUGGAUUUUUAUAAACUAGUGUAGUAAUUUCAUAUUAAAUUUUAAAAAAACGUAAGUAGUGAAUCAUUUAGAUCUGUUCUGUGAAUCGAAAUGAUCUUCCCCAGACUAAAUAGGACUGAUUGAUGGUCUACCAGAAAAGUUUCUAAGCUCCGGAAGGUGUCGUUUAUUCCGCUACGUUGACGAGAGACGAAGGACAGAAACAGAGGAGGACACAAAGACAAAUGAUGAUGCCUCUCGCACCGACGCCAAUAGUAGCUGUUCCUUCCAAACCCAAAAUCGGUUUCUCCAUCGAUUCCAUAGUAGGAGGUGGGACUAACACACCGACCAGCACAGCCGCCACGACGACACUCACAACACCGCCGAAACACAGACCCGCGACGUCACAAUCACCAGAAUGUGACGUCAGAAACACGAACGCAUCGCCCAACCCCCCGUCAUUAAGCCCCGCAUCAUCAACGACGUCGAAUCAUUACACGACGAGUCAUAACAAUGUAGAAAACAACAGGACGACCUCACACUCGCCGACAGGUUCGUCAUCGCCCGAAUUAUCCCCGGGUAAUUAUCACCGGGUAAGGCAUCAUUCGGGGUCUUUAUCGCCGUCGAUUUCACCGACAUCAUCGCCGACGCCAACAGGUGUGUUGGUGCAAGGCGCCGGAAUGAGUCCGUCGGUGGCUUCUGGGAUAUCUUCAGCGCCGACGUUAGUGAGACCAUCGGCUCUGACGGCGACGGGAAUAGUCGGUUCUCCGGGUUUUACGCCGACGUCUGGAGGAGCAGGCGAGUCGGGCCUGAAAGGACUGUACCUACCCGAGCCACUCGUACACCCCGGUCACCACCAUCACCACCCGCACCACCACGCACACCACUCGCACCAUCAGCUGGCUCUCGCUGCAGCCGCCGCGGCCCAACACUUCCAGGCGGCCGGGCUGGCAGCGGCUCUGGCUCAACAGACGGCAGGCGGAGGCCACCACGGGGCCGGAUUCCUCACCGGAUCGCCUGGGGCCGUGGCACCCGGACACUUGCCUCCACAUCACCCAACACCGCACCCGGCCGCUGCGAUACCUCGCGACACCUACCCGCUUUACCCCUGGCUGCUCUCCAGACACGGGAGAAUAUUCCCGCACAGAUUUCCCGCAGGUCCGGACAUCCCAGGAUUCCUGCUUCAGCCAUUUCGAAAACCAAAGAGGAUCCGGACAGCGUUCAGUCCGAGCCAACUUUUAAAACUUGAACACGCUUUCGAAAAGAAUCACUACGUAGUGGGAGCAGAGCGGAAACAGCUAGCGCAGUCACUCAGCCUCACGGAAACUCAGGUAAAAGUGUGGUUCCAGAACAGGCGAACCAAGCACAAGCGAAUGCAGCAAGAGGAGGAGGCCAAGGUCCAGCAAGCGGCUGCUGCAAGCAACAAGAACAGUCAUCACGUCACGAAGUGGAAGCAGGAGACUCAGGGACAAGGGACGGACGAGAAUAGUCGGCAGCAGUACAGCAGCAGGGACAAUCACGGGCACCACCAGGACGUCAGGGACGCUGACAGUUGCAGCUCAGGUUCCGAGACCUGAGUGUUCACACGCCUCCCUGAAGCCCUGUCUCAGGCAGCGAGGAAAGUGUGGACAGACACCCUAUAGCUAUCAGCAAGGUCUCUUGUCAGGGGUUACAGCCAAAUAUUACCAACUGUUGGUGUAAACUGUUACAAAGUGGAGGACAGAUUUAAGAAAUGCAUUAGUCAAAAACAUAUUGAUUUUUUUUGAUGGGGGGGAUAGGAAAAGAUAUUGUGCUCUUUAUGAACGGAUUAAGAUAGUAAAAUGUUUUACGAACUACGAAGGUGGCACAGUAAAUGAAGUGUAUGAGAAUUUAAUUUCUUCUGAGAGGAAAAAGUCAGACACCUUAUGUUCUGGACUGUUAUAGUCACUAGGGAUUUUAAACAGUCUAUACGACGCGAUUUAGUUCAGGUAGUAGCAUUAUGAAAAUAUUAUGUACAAAGUCCUUCUAUCUAUAUAUGUAGUUAAAACACGAUUUAAAAUAGGAACGGUUUCAAUGACAAUUUAACACAUUCAGAAAUUGUGCUGACUGAUGAAGUCUCACAUAAUGCGACUAUUCUGAACACUCAGAAACGUUAAACGUAACUGUACAGAAUAUUCUGAAAUGACAUACUGAAGGACAGCAAGAAUUGAAAUAAAAUACUCUUUGACUCUUAAGAGUUAAGAGCAAUUAAGAUUAAGAAUUGUCGAUAACGAUAGACAAAUAUAUUAGCGAAAGUGAGAAAUCUUUACAAAUUUUACAUAGAAUUAAAAACAGCUAUUCAAAAUAUACUUUCGCAUUAUUAAAAAAAUUCCUUCCCGACUUAGUUAUUUUAUAAAUAUCUAGAUUUCAACUGCAUGUGAGAGAAUUUAGAAAUGCGGACUGUAAGAACGUACCAAAUGUCGUAUAACAAAAUAUUCACAUAGAGUUUUUACAUAUGUCUGUAUAACGUGGAUUCUGAACAAAGGACAAAUUCAUGUGUUUUUUUUAAAAUAUAAAAGUACAAGUAGCUGACAUAUACAAUAUUUUCAGUUCAAUUACACGAAAAAAUCCCGUAAUUUCUCUGUUUAACAUAAAUUCUUAUUCAGGUAUGAUACGUUCAAGACAUGGAAUAAUAAUGUAAACCCACUUAAAAUACGAAACGCUUAAAGAUAAAAUCACAUUAGAAUAAUUUGCAAAGGAAAUAAAAUACUGCAAAUGGAGGUAUAAACGUUGUUCAAGUUCAAACAAGCUGUCAGAAAAAUAUGUUCCGGAAACGAAGUGUACCAAUAUCUCAAAUAAAAGCCAAAAUUUAUAUGGCUAAUAACAUAAUUCAGAACGAGCUGUGUAUUUAUAAAUAAAAUAUAUCAUUUAAUUUAUUAUGGCGGCAAUAACAUGACAUAGAUACACUGUCAGAGAAGGAAUUCUCUCUGUUUUGCCAUAUGCACACUUAAUUCUAAUUCAAACUAAAACACAAACAAAGAAUUAGAUAAUACUAGAAAUGCAAUCUAAUCUCGUGCCAAAAGUACCUUCAUACUUUAAAAAAAACACCUAGUUUACAUUCUUGUCUUUUCUUCUUUUAAGAGACUGAUUGAUUAUUCUUGCGUAAAUUAAUUUCACCAACAUGAAAUUCAACAUAAAGCAAAGUUAUAAUCACGAUACUACUGGUAUUAACAAUAUCACAACCCAGAACAACAUCGUCGUUUAUUAAUUAUUUCAGACAACAUGAAACAUGAUUCGAUGACAUUACAUUUUUCGUAGAAUUUACACACCUUCGUAAGAAAAAUACCUUCAACUCAAUUAUCAGGUUAUGAGAUUGUGAUUCUCGUUGUGGGGGUGAAGUACGUUCGUAAUGAACAUUGAUAUUCACCUGCAAAUACAGACACGGCGUCACAAUCCAGUAAUCACAAUCGUCAUAUUCGCAGACGCGACAGCAACAAAUCCCAAUUAUUACCAAUACUUAAUCUUAAGAGAACUCCUAACAUUAAGCAAUUUCUCAAGAGGCCCAUCUUCUUAUUUAAUUUAAAAAUAAUAAGUAUCGCAUAGACGCAAGUUGAACAUUUUUAUCGGUAUUGAUUAUUAAUUUAACGAGCAACCAGCCAUAAACUAACCUUUGAUUCUUUUUAAAAAGCUACUAAAACUUGUUCGUUUGAAUUUAAGAUAGAUUCAAUCAGUCUCAAAAGAAACAAUGCCAGCUCUUGUGUCAAUAUUUAUUAUGUAAUGUGUUUAAUACUGUAUGUUUGAACUUCGAGUUUCCUUGAACGUAUGAAUAUAAUAAUAAUAAUAAUAAAAAUCUUGGCCGGUGAUAUAUUUUAUUUCGCUUUAAAUUUAUGAAUAGUUUACGUAUUUUUUAAAAUAAAAAUGUAUGUGUGAUAUUGUCACGUGAUAAUUGUAUAUACGUUUUAUUAUUACCUUCAAGCUAUCUUUGUAUAAUUCAAAAUUAUUCUCGUUAGGUCAAUUCCAGUAAUGACACAAAAUGUCCUCGUGUAAAAUAUUUAUUUAAUGUUUAAUCUUAAGUCAUAUGCCUACUCAACUCUUUCUGAAAACUGGAAAUUUAAAACAGCAUCCGUGAAGAUAGCAAAUGUCUUUGUUGUUUGAAACUUCAUAUCAUUCUAAAGUUCUCUGAUGUUGGUGAAUUAGCACUGUUAUGAUUCUUUGGUAAGACAUUAUCCAUUGUCUCAUUCUUUUAUUAAACAAUAAUUUUGUGGGUAAUGGGUUAUGAAAGUAUCCUACCUAAGUAUAAAAAUAUAUUUCUUGCCAUUUUACGACGAACGUACGAUAUAAAAGUACAAUAAAAAUAUGAAAUCUUGAUGAAAAGUUAAAUGUACAGAAUUUUUUUCCCAAAUAUAAAUUAUUUCCGUUACUAACCAUAAAAAUUUCAAUUUUAUUCGAAAUUUACUUCAGACAAAAAAGCUUAAAGAAGAAGGCAAGAGUGAUUAUAACAAAAACGACUACAAUAAAAAUAGUUAAGAUCUUUAUUUAUUUUUAAUAAAAUUUUAACGGAGAAUACUCACAAAAAUCGAGCACGUUGAUUGAAAAUUUCAAUUUAAUUAUCCCAAAUCAGUAUCUAAAUUAUCAAUAACUUUGUGAUUUGAAAUUAAAUUUGUAUGUAAUUAUCGCAAAGGUGUAUUUAAGGGUUGACACGCUGUGUAAUGUUUCAUAUAUUCAACCUUACAUUGAACUAGUGAUAAAAACUUUAUGUAAAUAUUGUAUACACACACCCAUACUGAACAGUCACAAAUACUUCAUGUGUCAAACUAUGUAAAUAUGUGCAAGUCUUUUAAAUCAGAAGCAUAAAAUUAUAUAAUGACUGGUCACGGCAAGUGUGUUGUUAUUGCCAACAUAAAAACUAAAUAGAAACACGAGCCUCUGGCAAAUAAUUAAACAAUUUACUUAAAAAGUGCUUAUUUAUUAUAUUAUAUUAUUGUAUUAAUUACAGACGUUCAUGUGUAGAAGAAGAUUGUCCUAUACAAUUUGUAUCAUAAUGCGAUGUGUGUUUUAUCUUAAACGAUUGUGACAUAAUCUCGACGUCAUUCUGUUGUCAUUGAACCCAGAGUGAACAGGGUCUCGGAAGGAUGCUACUUUUAAAAGUUCCAUUAUUUUCUUUAAACGGCGAAUCCUACAAAAAUAUGUCAAAAAGUCUGACUGCUCUUUCAAAUAAAUUUUGAAUUUCCAAGAG